AUGAACACAACUAUUGAGCAUGGUAGCGCUGCUAAGAAUCCAAUUGAUUCCACCAAUUUGGAAGGUUCCCCAAGAUCAUCGGUCAAUGAGGACAUUAGAGUCAAACAAGAUCUAAACCCAAAUGAAUUUAAUUUCUCUCCAUAUGGAAAUGAUGCUAACGGUUUUUACCAUGGGUACCCUCAACAUCAUCCGUAUGUUAUCCACGGUGGGUUUCCAUGGUAUCCACCAAACUAUCCCUACCAGUAUGGUCCAGGACCUCAUACCCAUAGAUAUCCGCCUGUACCACCAUCGAACAUAAAGGUCCAAGGGAACGCAUCUAACGUUCCUGACCAAUCUUCCGAGAUUUCUGAUCCGACUAUAAAUGUUGGCGAGUCAACAAGAAGUAACAAUGAUUCAUUUCAGGACUUAAGAAAAAAUGACAUUGAUUCUUCAUCGGAAACGUUGGAACAGAUCUCACAUCCAUCAGAAUUCGACAACUGGUUAUACGGUUUUAUGAAUAAACUGAAAUCCCAAGACAUGUCCCACUGUAUUCCGGACAUGUAUGGAAGGUACUUGAAAAUUGUUACAAACAAUGAGAAAAAGUAUAUCACUGAUAUGUUCAAAUACUAUGUUCCUAUCACAGCUUAUCCUAAAUGGCUGAUUGACAUUUACGAUAAGCAUACGAAUACAAAAUAUGCGUUAAUAUCUUACGCAAUGAAAAGAUAUGUUGCUAAACGCAAUCCAGAGACUAUAAUUAAAGAACUAAAUUCUCUGAAAUACCACCCAAAUAUGGACAGCAUAUUAUUCACUGAUAAGGUAAACAAGCUUAUCGAUGAAGCUGAAUUAAUGGAUGUUCAUAUUUCGGAAAAAAACAUUUGUGAAAACUUUAUAAAAAGUCUACCUCCCAGUCUAAGUAGCAUUCUACAUCUCUAUGUGCAUACUCCUAAGCCCAUGACAUUAUCAGAGGUUCUUUUCCAGGUCGAGAAAAUACAACCAUAUUUAUCCAACCUGGAAACUAAGUCACCAAAUGGUAGAACCGUCGAGAAAACCGCGGUAAAACAUCAUCAACAUUCAACGACUAUUGAUAAGAAAAAGUUUCCUAAUGCAAAAAAAGUUCAUCACUUGAAAAAUACUUCAACAUUAUCAAGUCACGAACAGCUUAGGCCUGCUUCAUCAGAAAAUUUAGACGCUGACGAUUAUUUAAUCAUUGAUUCGGGUGCUGAAAUUACUGUAGUAAAAGACGAAACUUUGCUACAAAACAUACACCCGAAUACAAAACAUGUUCUAUAUGGAGCAGGUAACCAAAAGCUAUCUGCCCCAGUGUCAGGUACACUACAAUUUACCUUCACAAAAAAUAAAAGAUAUCAAGUACAUAGCUUGGUAUCCUCGGAAGUAGACUAUAACUUAAUCAGUCUUUAUCAAUUGGAAAAGACUGGUCUCGUUGUAGAUACCAAACAUCGAACAUUAGAAGACAAAAACAAUAAUGUCUUAUGUUCACUCACCGACAUCGAUAAGUAUGUUGCAAUCCCAAUCUCCUGUUUAACAUCCCAAAUCAAGAAGAUACAGCAGUUAAGUACAGAGUUUACAAAGCCCUUUACAAUGCAGUUCAUUCAUGAUUUACUAGGACAUAUUAAUAUCCGAGAUAUUAAACGGACGAUAGAUCGGAAACUCAUCAGAGGUAUAGAACCUGAUAAGGUUAACUGGUCGGGAAUUGACAAAUUCCAAUGUAAAUAUUGUCUUCAGGGCAAAUCUACAAAACGGAGACAUACAAUUGACUCACGAAUUAAAUAUCAGAUCAACUAUGAACCAUUUGAAUACAUUCAUACUGAUAUAUUUGGACCUCUACAUCACUUACCUGCUUCCACACCAGACUCUUUCAUCACCUUUACCGACGAAAAUACACGUUUCCGUUGGGUAUUUGCGAUCAAUAAUAAAUCCUCGAAUACUAUUACUGCCAUAUUUAGGAAACUAAUAAACUUGAUUCAUACACAAUUUGGCACAAAAAUUAAGUGCUUUCAAAUGGAUCGUGGUUCUGAAUAUACAAAUCAUGAAAUUGAUGACUUAUUUUGCAAAUACGGUAUCAGAAAGAUAUAUAACACCGUUGGAGACUCGGCAUCUAAUGGUGUUGCAGAACGUACCAAUCUCACCUUUUUGAACGAUUGUCGUACACUACUGCAUGCAACUAACCUACCAAAUACGGUAUGGUUUCAUGCUGUUAAGUUUGCAGUUCUUAUGCGGAAUGCUAUCUGCACUGCAACAAAAAAUUCACCUCGUGCAUCUGCUGGAUUACUAGGCUUAGAUAUCAAAACGAUAUUACCCUUCGGCACACCGGUGAUCGUGCACGAGCCCAAUGCGAAAUCAAAAUUAGCCAUACGAGGUCGAGAUGGUUACGCAUUAUGUCCUUCAGAGGUAUCAUACGGCUACUUGAUUUACAUACCCUCACUCCAUCGUAUUGUGGAUAGUUCAAGUUAUAAACUUGUGAGCCGUACAGAUUCGCUCUCUACGCCAGAUAAAAAUAUCUUCGACGAGCUACUACUAACCGCUCACGAAGAUAAACCAUAUUCUCCACCUGACAUUAUAGAUUUACCUGAACCUAUUAUCGAGAUCGAGAAACAUGAAGAACCGCCAGAAGAUAUAUCACAAUCUACUAGAGAUAAAUCUGUAUCAGAAUCCCCGUCAUCUGACGAUGAACGGAUAGAUACAAACACCACUAGUUUAGAAAUCAAACCCAUAAUAGAUGGAUCAGAUUCUAGUGAUAAGUCCGAUGACGGAAUCGUAUCACAUGAAGAUAUAUUCAUACGUACGAAUGCACAACUAGCUAAGUCAGGCAAGAAUGCCGACUUGCGACGAGCAUUUCAUGCCAUUACCACUAUGAAGAAGAAGAAGAAUUCCUCGACAUCAUUAUCACAUAAUCCUAUCAUAAAGCGUUCGGGGGGUCUGGAAAAGAUAACCAGACUAAAAGACUCUGAUGACCUUCCGUCCCUAUCCAUAUUUCGAGACAGGAAACGGAAACAUACACAGCCUAGUCUGCAGGAUCAACUGAACGCUAUAUCGGGUGAUGAUGAAGAUGAUGAGGACCUUACUCUAUCUUCAUAUUCCAAAUCCAAACGCAAGCGCAUACAUUACCUGCAUGCGAUAAAGUACCAAACAAAUAUAACUCCCACAAGGGACUCUUUGAGUUAUAGCGAAGCUAUAUCAAAAAAUCGAGAUGUGAAGCAACGUAAUCUAUACAUCGCCGCUUAUCGUAAGGAACUGGAUCGACUAUAUAAGAUGCAGACUUGGGAUGAAUCAACACUACAUGAUGUUGAAAACAUACCCAAACAUCAAAUAAUCAAUUCCAUGUUCAUAUUUACGGAGAAACGGGAUGGAACUCACAAAUAUAGAUACGUCGCAAGAGGUGACCAACAAAAGGCUGGAACAUACGAUGAAAAUGCUAUAUCCAAUACAGUGCACAAUUCCGCACUAAUGACGUGCAUGGCAAUUGCACUGGAGACUAAACAAUUCAUCACGCAGCUGGAUAUAUCCUCCGCACACUUAUAUGCAGACCUUGAUGAGGAACUCUAUAUUAGACCUCCACCACACAUUAACCUACAAAAUAAGGUAUAUCGACUCCAGAAAUCCUUAUAUGGUUUAAAACAGAGUGGAGCAAACUGGUAUAAUAAUAUAAAAACGUUCUUAACUCAUGAAUGCAAUCUACAGGAAGUCAAACUGUGGCCCUGUGUAUUCUAUAAUGGUACAUUUAGAGUCUGUUUGUUCGUUGACGACAUGGUCGUCUUUGCGGAUGACAUAACACAAACGGAAUCAUUUAUUGAACUAUUGCAAACCAAAUAUGACACAAAGGUUAUCAAUUUGGGAAAUGAAGUUAAGAGUAUUAUACGCUAUGAUAUGCUGGGUUUAAAUAUAGAAUAUCACUUUGGUAGUUCUAUAUCGUUUGGGAUGGAAAAGGUCUUGACUGAAAAGUUGGAAAAAAUGAACAUUGCGAUACGCAAGGCGGGUAAGUUGGCAUGGGUAGCUGGACAACCAGGCCUAUAUAUUAGUGAUGAGGAUAUCGAGAUGGAAGAAGAACACUACUUACAGGAUGUCGAGUGGUUACAACGAAUCACUGGUCUAGCCUCAUAA
Messenger RNA from Tetrapisispora phaffii CBS 4417, 4098 nucleotides. RefSeq lists its product as uncharacterized. Gene Ontology annotation, cellular component: cytoplasm. The coding region runs from base 1 to 4098 and encodes 1365 amino acids. The transcript has a single exon. The record is from RefSeq and is a predicted model, not a curated record. Lineage: Eukaryota; Fungi; Ascomycota; Saccharomycetes; Saccharomycetales; Saccharomycetaceae. Gene Ontology annotation, biological process: DNA integration. Gene Ontology annotation, molecular function: RNA binding.